Acanthopagrus latus (yellowfin seabream) is the source of this 3683-nucleotide messenger RNA. Its product is annotated as transcriptional repressor CTCF-like. Gene Ontology annotation, molecular function: DNA-binding transcription factor activity, RNA polymerase II-specific; RNA polymerase II transcription regulatory region sequence-specific DNA binding. The transcript has 18 exons. The record is from RefSeq and is a predicted model, not a curated record. Lineage: Eukaryota; Metazoa; Chordata; Actinopteri; Spariformes; Sparidae. Bases 593 to 3172 code for a protein of 859 amino acids. Gene Ontology annotation, biological process: regulation of transcription by RNA polymerase II. Gene Ontology annotation, cellular component: nucleus.
GGCAUUUAACAGAUGCACAGCAUUUAAAGUGAAUGUUUUAAGUGAACACAAAAUUCCUUGCCAAGUUGUGCUUGUUGUGCUUAUUCUCUAUAUGGACUUGGACAACACGGGGUUAUUCUUUGAAGGUAAAGCUCACGUCUCCGAGGGUCAUGAAAGCCACCCUGUUCCCAACAUUGUAAUAAAUGGGCUUCAACGUAUUCCAACGGGGCGCCCCUCCUGGCCAAUCAGGGUGUCUGCAGCAGCUUCGACACCACCCCCCAGCGGCCGCACAGGCGCACUGAGCUCCCAACUGCCAUUUUGUGGCAGAGGCUACUCUGCUAAAGCGGGAGAGGGAUUAAAACAAACUGCGAAGAAGCCUACAGUUCUCAUCAGCCUGUUAAACUUAGAAGUACAGACUCUCUGCUUUCGGCUGAGUUAAACUGGAAGAGAAACACAUAAAAAGAGGUUUACUGUCAAAUAUCAACCCAAAGCCUCAGAUUGACAGGGACAGUGAGGUAGCAGAUAUUUGAUUCAGCAAAGUUCAGGGCUUUCAGCAGCAAAGCAAAAGGGAGAUCACCUGUGUCUUAACCCUGCAGCCCAGCCCACAGAAAUCAUGAUAGCAGCCAAUUUUUCAUUGCUCUUCCAGUUCCUACCCAUCAUGGACAGAGGGCCAACAGAGGGUGUAGGGGUGGUGGAGGUCCCCACCAAAGACUUUCCCUCCAUCCAGGCUGUUCACAGCCAGGAUGCCAUGGUAGCUGACCUCCUCCAACAAGCUGCAGAGGCUGGAGGAGUGGUUGAGAGACAAGCUGGAGUUGUCCUGGAACAAGGUCAUGGGGUAGCAGCCUCUCAGGCCCAGCAGCAGCUGAUGGAAGCUGGGGUGGGGGUUGGUGUUGAAGGUGGAGCAGGAGUUGAAAUGAUGGUUAUGGACUCACUGGAUCCCACCCUCUUGCAGAUGAAAACUGAGGUGAUCGAUGCUGCAGUAGGGGGAUCAUCAACUACAGUGGGUGUUGUCGGAGGGGUAGCAGGUGCUGCUCACCAAGCAACUGUGACAACAGUGGAUCAGACUCAAAUCAUUACACUACAGGUGGUAAACAUGGAGGAGCAGGCAGCUCUGGGUCUGGGGGAGCUCCAGCUGGUACAGGUACCUGUUUCUGCCACCACUGUGGAGGCCUUGCAGCAAGGCACCUUCGUAGACACUACUGCUAUGCCAAAGGAUGGCGACCCAGUCAUCUGUCACACCCUGCCACUACCUGAGGGCUUCCAGGUAGUCAAGGUUGGUGCCAAUGGGGAGGUGGAGACGGUGGAGCAGGAGGAGGAGGGAGGUGAUGCCCAUCCUGAAGAGGAGGAGGAGGAUGAAGAGGUGGGGAACCAGCUGCUAGAAGAAGGUGAGGAUGAGCCCAUUCGGCCUUCAAAUGAUGACCCAAAUUGGGUUAAAGACCCGGACUAUCAGCCCCCAUCUGGAACCAUCAAGAAGACCAAAAAGGGUAAAAAAAGUCGUCUGCGUUAUGCCGAAGGAGAUAAGGACAUGGAUGUCAGUGUCUAUGAUUUUGAAGAAGAACAGCAGGAGGGCCUUCUGUCAGAGGUCAAUGCCGAGAAAGUGGUGGGUAACAUGAAACCACCUAAACCCACCAAGAUCAAGAAGAAAGGAGUGAAGAAGACGUUUCAGUGUGAGCUGUGUAGCUACACGUGCCCUCGACGCUCCAACCUGGACAGACACAUGAAAAGUCACACCGAUGAGAGACCUCACAAAUGUCAUCUGUGUGGAAGAGCCUUCAGGACAGUCACCCUGCUAAGAAACCAUUUGAAUACACACACCGGAACUCGUCCACACAAGUGCACAGACUGUGAUAUGGCUUUUGUGACUAGUGGAGAGCUGGUUCGUCAUCGUCGCUACAAACACACACAUGAGAAACCAUUUAAAUGCUCCAUGUGUGACUAUGCCAGUGUCGAGGUGAGCAAACUAAAGCGCCACAUUCGUUCCCACACUGGCGAGCGUCCAUUCCAGUGUAGUCUUUGCAGCUAUGCCAGUAGAGACACAUACAAACUGAAGAGACACAUGAGGACACACUCAGGAGAGAAACCUUAUGAGUGCUACAUCUGCCAUGCCCGAUUCACUCAGAGUGGAACCAUGAAGAUGCACAUUCUGCAGAAACACACAGAGAAUGUGGCCAAAUUCCAUUGCCCACACUGUGACACUGUCAUCGCACGCAAGAGUGACUUGGGUGUCCAUCUUCGUAAGCAGCACUCGUUUAUUGAGACUGGAAAGAAGUGUCGUUACUGUGACGCUGUUUUCCACGAGCGCUACGCUCUAAUCCAGCAUCAGAAGUCCCAUAAGAAUGAGAAGAGGUUCAAAUGCGAUAUGUGUGACUACUGCUGCCGCCAGGAGCGUCACAUGGUUAUGCAUCGUAGAACCCAUACUGGAGAGAAACCAUACGCCUGCAGCCAGUGCGAGAAGACUUUCAGACAGAAGCAGCUGCUGGACAUGCACUUCAAACGCUACCAUGAUCCCAACUUUGUUCCAACCGCCUUCGUCUGCCCCAAAUGUAGCAAGACCUUCACUCGGAGGAACACCAUGGCUCGCCAUGCUGAGAACUGCACCGGUGAGGUGGAGGAUACAGAGAAUGGAGCUCCGACCCCCAAAAAAGGAAGGAGAGGAAGGAAGAGAAAGAUGAGGAGCAGGAGAGAUGAGGAUGACAGCGAGGACGAUCACGCUGAUCCAGAGGAGGAGGAGGAGGAAGAGGGUGAGGGUGAGGAAGAACCAUCACUGCUGCAGGAAGAGGAGGAAGCAGAAAGCAUGGAACUGGACCAGGCCCCUGCUGCCAUCCCAGUACCGGCUCCUGAUGAGCCACCAGUCAAGAGGAAACGAGGCCGACCCCCAAAGAACGCCCCCAAGACUCUGACAUCCAGCAAGUCGGUCCGGGUGGCUGCCAAGUCAACUGCUUCUGCUGCUGCCAUCAUCCAGGUGGAGGAUGAGAGCACUGGAGCAGUGGAGAACAUUAUAGUGAAGAAAGAGGAUGGUGACACCUCUGCAGCAACACCUCUGGAGCAGGGUGUGGCCCUGACUGUGGAGGGUGUGGGGAUGGAUGGGGAAGGGGUAGAGACUGUUGAGCUGGCUGUGAAUGAGGAAUCGGCGACUGCAGCCGCUAACGGAGAUCUGACACCAGAGAUGAUCCUCAGCAUGAUGGACCGAUGAAAACACCACACAUCCUUCACCUGUCAGCAGCCGCUUCACCUCCAUUCAUUUUUCUGCAAAAAAUGGUAGCAGCAAAAACAACCAUGCAAAAAGAAGGGAAGCUGCAUGUAAAUGCUUACACACAGUAAUUUCACAUCCAUAUACUUCAACUUGUACACACAUACAAAUGCACAGAAAAUACCAGAUCCUCCUGCACAUCUGUGUGCACCAUAUACACAUAAUGCUAAUGACAGCUAAUGCUCUGCUCUUCUUUCAGUUUGAUUGUGUUCUGGAUGAAUCAUUGUGUAUUUUGCUACUUGUUUCUACCUAAAGCCACAUCCUGUGUCAGUCUCUACCCACACACUGCAGUUAAUGUUCUGCUUCUCUGUGUCUCUGGCAAAUUUCUCUACCAUCACCCUUCACUUUGAUUUUCUGCUGUCCUGCAUGUUGUUCUUGCAGCUAUGCUGAUUUUGCAAAUUCCAAGCCUUUGUGUGUGUGUGUGUGUGUGUGUGUAUAUAUAUAUAUAUAUAUA